AUGACUCACAUUUCAGAAAUUAUCCUUUUGGGUUUUGGAGAUCUUCACGGCCUUCAGUUUUUCCUUUUUGGGAUAUUUCUGACCACCUACGUGAUGACUCUAAUGGGUAACAUUGUGAUCCUAAUUGUAGUAUCAGCUGAUCAGUCCCUUCACAUGCCCAUGUAUUACUUUCUUGGUCACUUUUCCUUCCUAGAAAUUGGCUACACCACAACCAUUGAGCCCCUAAUGCUGAAGACAUUGCUAUCAGCCCCUGUACCUAUUUCCUUCCCAGCCUGUGUUUGCCAAUUUUAUUGUUUUGCUGCCCUGGUGGCUACAGAAUGCUUCUUCCUGGCUGUAAUGUCUUAUGAUCGCUACAUAGCCAUCUGCAACCCACUGCACUACUCCAGCAUCAUGGACUACUGGAGCUGCUUACGACUAGCUGGUACAUCUUGGUUGGCUGGAUUUCUUGCCCCCACUAUUCUCAUGGUUCUUAUUUUUCGUUUACCAUUCUGUUCUGCCAAUGAGAUCAACCACUUUUUCUGUGAUCUGAAGCCUAUUAUGAAACUGGCCUGUGCUGACCCUUGGCUAGCUGAGAAGGCCUCUUUUAUAUGUACCACUUUAUUUGCCCUUGGACCCUUCUUGCUGACCCUGGCUUCUUACAUUCAAAUCAUCUCUACCAUCCUACGGAUUCCUUCUGCCAGUGGCAAGCAGCGGGCCUUCUCUACCUGUUCUUCUCACUUGACAGUGGUCAGUCUCUACUAUGGGACACUAGGGAUUGUCUAUGGUUUCCCAUCAGGGCCUAGGUAUGAUGACAUUCUCAGGUUGCUCUCCCUUCUGUACACAGUGCUUACUCCUGCCCUCAACCCUGUCAUUUACACCCUAAGGAACAAGGAUGUGAAGGCGGCUCUGAGAAAAUGGUUAAAAUGA
Ochotona curzoniae (black-lipped pika) is the source of this 906-nucleotide messenger RNA. RefSeq names its product olfactory receptor 10A4-like. The transcript has a single exon. Gene Ontology annotation, biological process: G protein-coupled receptor signaling pathway. The coding region runs from base 1 to 906 and encodes 301 amino acids. Lineage: Eukaryota; Metazoa; Chordata; Mammalia; Lagomorpha; Ochotonidae. Gene Ontology annotation, cellular component: membrane. The record is from RefSeq and is a predicted model, not a curated record. Gene Ontology annotation, molecular function: olfactory receptor activity; G protein-coupled receptor activity.